Molecule: messenger RNA, 357 nt
Organism: Puccinia graminis f. sp. tritici CRL 75-36-700-3
Lineage: Eukaryota; Fungi; Basidiomycota; Pucciniomycetes; Pucciniales; Pucciniaceae
Exons: 1
Coding region: 1-357 (118 amino acids)
Source: RefSeq, a predicted model, not a curated record
AUGGAAUACUGUGAUGGUCCUGAAAUUCUAAAUGGGAAGUCAUGGGUGCCUCUCUCAUUGAAACCCAUAAUAUGGAGUUCCAAUCCAAUACAGGCCACUCACAUUGAAGACACUGGAACUCUUCGAAAUACACAUGACCCAAUCCUCCAGGUCAAAAACUUGGAUCCUGCGAUUCCUCAUCAAGCUGAUGAGUUGGAGGCUCAUGGAGCCGGCCCGAAGAUAGCGACGGCCAAGGUGGUCAAGAAAAUCGGCAAUAGAGCAAAAUUCUAUCGUAGCGUUUUGUGUGAGAAUCAUUACAAAAAACUGCCUGCCAAAAUUCCUAAUGCUCUUGGGCCGCGGGGUUGGCUUGAGACGUAA